Molecule: messenger RNA, 414 nt
Organism: Cladophialophora immunda
Lineage: Eukaryota; Fungi; Ascomycota; Eurotiomycetes; Chaetothyriales; Herpotrichiellaceae
Exons: 2
Coding region: 85-336 (83 amino acids)
Source: RefSeq, a predicted model, not a curated record
CCAUACCAAGGUCUUCGUGCCGAGAGCACCAUCAGACCUUCUUCUCAUCGCACUCUGCGAGAAGACGAGCAAUCCAGAAAUCCAAUGGCCGGAGAUGGGAAGAAAAGAGAGCUGGUAAAGGGUCCAUUGGAGAAAAUGCAGCAAUGUCCCAAGGCGUCGGCUUCCAGUACGACCAUCAACUUCGCCCAACCACAGACCCAUGACCAGCGCGUAACCGUUUUCGACUCGAGCACAACGUCUGAACCGUUUCUCGAUUCAGUGGUGCUUGAGAAUCUGAGGAAGAGGCAGCAGAUGGAGAACGAGCCGAAGAGUGUCGGGCACAGCUCGACGACAUGAAUCAUGUAUCGAAAUCAAUUGCUAAAUCGCCAUCCAUCUGGUUCGGCCGUGCUAUCUAGUUGUACAGCUCGUCAUUUC